Messenger RNA from Ipomoea nil (Japanese morning glory), 657 nucleotides. The record is from the annotation of a RefSeq genome assembly. Lineage: Eukaryota; Viridiplantae; Streptophyta; Magnoliopsida; Solanales; Convolvulaceae.
AUGGGACAAAAAAUAAAUCCACUUGGUUUCAGACUUGGUACAACCCAAGGUCAUCAUUCCCUUUGGUUUUCACAACCAAAAAAUUAUUCUGAAAGUCUACAAGAAGAUCAAAAAAUAAGAAAUUUUAUCAAGAAUUAUGUACAAAAGAAUAUGAUAACAUCCUCUGGCGUCACGGGAAUUGCACGUAUAGAUAUUCAAAAAGGAAUCGAUCUGAUCAAAGUCAUAAUUUUUAUGGGAUUUCCAAAAUUAUUAAUAGAAAAUAGACCGCGAGCAACCGAAGAAUUACAAAUGACUCUACAAAAAGAAUUGAAUUGUGUAAACCGAAAACUUAACAUUGCUAUCACAAGAAUUGCAAAACCUUACGGAAACCCUAAGAUUCUUGCCGAAUUUAUAGCCGGACAAUUAAAGAAUAGAGUUUCAUUUCGAAAAGCAAUGAAAAAAGCUAUUGAAUUAGCUGAAAAAGCAGAUACAAAAGGCAUUCAAGUACAAAUUGCAGGGCGCAUUGACGGAAAGGAAAUUGCACGUGUCGAAUGGAUCAGAGAAGGGAGGGUUCCCCGACAAACUAUUCGAGCUAAAAUUGAUUAUUGUUCUUAUCCAGUUCGAACUAUCUAUGGGGUAUUAGGCAUAAAAAUUUGGAUAUUUCUGGACGAGGCCUAA